GCAGCCGGCGCUCGCCCCUUCCUUUCCGUAGCCCCGGGGGGCUCCCGGGGGCGGGGCCGCGCUCCCGGCGGCGCCGGGCUGUAAUUUGUCGUUAUAUUUAGCGGGCGGCGCCGGGCCGGGCCGCGGGAGGGCGGCGACGGGGCUAUAAGCGGCCCUGGGCGCCCACCCUCGAAGUGGGAGCCCGAGCGAGGAGGAGACGGCGCUGGAACCCAUGGACACGUCGUACCCCCGCGAGGACCCCCGGGCCCCGACGCCCCGCAAGGACGGCGCCGCCCACACGGCCCUCACUGUGGGGGCGCCGCGACCCCCACCUCGAGACCACCUGAUCUGGUCGGUGUUCAGCACCCUCUACCUGAACCUGUGCUGCCUCGGCUUCCUGGCGCUGGCCUACUCCAUCAAGGCCCGAGACCAGAAGGUGGCUGGAGACCUGGAGGCAGCCCGGCGUUUUGGCUCCAAGGCCAAGUGCUACAACAUCCUGGCCACGAUGUGGGCGUUGGUACCGCCUCUCCUGCUCCUGGCGCUGGUGGUGACCGGUGCCCUGCACCUGUCCCGGCUGGCCAAGGACUCUGCUGCCUUCUUUAGCACCAAGUUCGACGACUCGGACUAUGACUGACAGGCUGGGCCUUGUCCUCCUGCUGACCCACGGAUCCUGACACCAGGACCACCCCCCCAGGGGCUCCACCAUGACCCCCUGGAAACCUGACUCCGCCACAGGGCCUGAUGCCCACUCCUCCCACCCCAGCCUGGGCACCUAAUGCUGACCCUGAAGAGCCCUCAUUUGGACCCCAGUGGCCUCACUCUAACCCCAGUGGUCCCCACCCCCCUGACUCCUUGCCCCCAGGCCGGAACCUCCUGCCCCACUCACCAGACUCAGCCUGGAUUUCACCAUUAAAGCGCCUGGUUCUGGA
This is a messenger RNA of Prionailurus viverrinus (fishing cat), 908 nucleotides long. It is a transcript of the gene IFITM5, whose product is annotated as interferon induced transmembrane protein 5. Gene Ontology annotation, cellular component: plasma membrane. Gene Ontology annotation, biological process: bone mineralization; bone morphogenesis. The transcript has 2 exons. Lineage: Eukaryota; Metazoa; Chordata; Mammalia; Carnivora; Felidae. The record is from RefSeq and is a predicted model, not a curated record. Bases 212 to 613 code for a protein of 133 amino acids.